ACCACCACAUUUACACUUCUUUCUCCCUCCAUCCAUCCACUCUAGUCUCGUUCUAAGUAUGCUCUGUGGUUGCGGACUUGCGGCUAAGUCCGAUCUUCCACAUCAGAAAGAAUUACUAGAGUUAUACCCUAAAGCCCCCGUCCCUUAUAAACCCGUCAAACCUAUGUCCGGCUUCCGCCAAAAAAUGGACGAAGAGGCUCUUCGGGUAGGUUCUUGGUUUUUCUUUUGUGAUUUUUUUUAAUCGAAACAAUUUGAUUUUGUAAUUUUUUUAAUCAAAACAAUCUGAUUUCAUUUUUACUUUUUUUUAUAGAUGGGUGCCGAGAUAUACGAUCCUCGAUUUUAUAUCCAUUAUUAUGGGCCAAGAGAUACGAGGUAUUUAACCGAUCAAGAAGCACAUCGCUCCCGUGCAAUUUGGGACAACAAUCCGGUAAAUUGAUGAUUUAUUUUGCUUUAUUUUAUUAUUUUGUAAGGUUUUAUUUGGCUUUCUUUUAACUAACAAAUUGAUGUUUUUCCUGUUUUUUUAGGAAUCACUUAUUCCUAUUAUUCAUAAAGGGACUACAAACCUUCCCGCUUGACAUGAUCGGUUGGCGCCGUAUAUAGAGAGGACCGGGUUGGGUAUGCUGAGGCAUUUCAUGCGGAUUGAAAUCGACAACGAUCUGCUUACGGCAAUGUCGGAGCGAUGGAGCCCCGAAAACUAUACGUUCCACCUUCUGGAGGGGGGAAAUGACGAUCACCCUCAAAGAUGUCGCGAUCCUCACCGGGCUGCCGAUUUCUGGAGAGGCCAUCAUUGGUACCACUACCAAACCAGAAGGAGGUUGGAGGCCGCUCAUUCGUGCUGAAUUGGGAUUUGACAUGCCGACCACCACACCAAUUCAAGGACGGGGGGCAUCCACCGUUGAAUGCGGGACAAGUGUCGGUCUCGUGGCUCGUAACUCACAUCCAAAAUGAGGUGGAAAUCAAUGACGAGACUCCGGAAGAUCAAGUAGAGCGCAAUGCACACAUCUACCUCAUUGGUUUGAUGGGUGGAUUUCUGUUCCCCGACAAGUCAAACAGGUGGAUUCAAGGCAUAUGGUUGUCAUUGCUCACUGGUGACUGGGACGCAAUCGGGGAAAAGAGUUGGGGAUCGGCCGUGUUAGCUGGCAUAUAUAGGGAGCUCUGUACUUGCUUGAAGGUGGGAGCGAGACAAGCUGGUGGGGCGAUGUUCAUCCUCCAGCUCUGGGUAUGGGAGCAGCUUCCAAUGUUCGCACCUCAAGACCCAGGUCCAUACUGGAGAGCAGAUGAUGAGCUACGGUUUGUGCAAAAUCUCCCCUAUGGUGCCAAGUAAGUUUAUUCUGUACUUAGCUAGAUUUAAAUUUAUUCAAUGCUUCGGCAUAUUUAAAUUACAUUUAUUCCGUACUUAGCCUAAUUGCAAAUUUAUUCCAUGCUUAGCUAGAUUUAAAUUACUACCUAUACGAACUUAGCCUAAUUGCUAAUUUAUUUCAUGCUUAGCUAGAUUUAAAUUACAUUUAUUCCAUACGUAGCCCAAAUUUAAAUUUAUUCAAUGCUUUUACUUACAAGGUGGAUAGGAGCAAAUACAAACGAUCAUCAAUC
This is a messenger RNA of Linum trigynum, 1590 nucleotides long. The record is from the annotation of a GenBank genome assembly. NCBI's taxonomy places the organism in Eukaryota, Viridiplantae, Streptophyta, Magnoliopsida, Malpighiales, Linaceae.